GAACAAGUUAUUUUUAACCCAUAAAAGCUAUAACCUGAACUUUAUCAAAUGAAACAAGGUUUUACAAAUGAUCAGUUUAAAAUAACUUUUAUCUUAUUUCUCUUCUAUGAAACCCGACUCGCUUUAGGACCAAGCGUCUACUUAACUUUUUACAACUGAGGGGUUGCAGUCGAGUUGAUUUUAAACAAAGUUCCUGUCUCUGUUUAAGCCCUCAAAUUGUAGAUAGAAGCAGAGUGACUGAGGAGGACAGGAAUUCAUACAGCUUUUUUCUUCCUUGAUCGAAUGAAAGGAUCCUGAAGACGUCCGUUUCACCUGCGGCUGGGAGCGACACCUGCCUCAGGUACUUUAAUGACACAAGUUCUACUCUCAUCCUCCACAUUUGGACCACCCUUCCGGGGUAAGUGUAUGUUCGUGAAAAAUCAAGAGGAGCAUUUACAGCUAUGUGCUCCAGUGGACGGCCUCUGUGUACAGGAAACAGGCGUCCACCCACCAAUCAAGAGGGCAGUAGCUCGGGCUCCCAGUAUGCUCUCUGUGCACUGGGGGUGGGCCUGGUGGCACUUGGCGUUGUUAUGAUUGUGUGGAGCAUAGUCCCUUCUGAAGGGGGACACACACACAAUGCUACAACCACAGGCAAUGGAAGUAUCUUUGGGGAUGAAGGAAAGACAUCAUCUGUUGCAUAUGUGCUGGUUGGAUCUGGUGCUGCCAUGUUGCUCCUUGCUAUAUGUCUUGGGGUGAGGAACAAGAAGCGACAAAGACAAAGGGAAACUGCAGGUGCAGGCGGUGCUGAUUAUGUGGAUCAUGUUCGUAGAGAUCAGGAUGAGGAAUCAACUGGUGAACCAGCUUCACCCAGCUAUGACGUCCCCACCUAUGAGGAGGCGGUCACCAGCGGACGGUACCCUAUUCGACAGAGCAACUUGCGACAGAGUUACCAGCUGCCCUCGUACGAAGAUCUGAUUGGUGCCGUUGAAAAUGAAGGCUUGCAACCGAGAGAAGGUAAUGGCCCUCAGCCAGCUCCUGGCCCCGGACCCCAGCCCGCAGCUCCCACCUCCAGCUCUCAGCCCGCCCGCAGCAGCAGCAGGGCCAGCCGCCUCCUCAGACCUCUACGAGUGCGCAGGAUCAAGUCAGAGAAGCUCCACGUGAAGGAUAUUCGUUUGAAUAUCCAAAACCCCGGACAGAGUCGGGUGGCCAUUGAACCGCUGACCCCACCACCACAGUAUGAGGACAAGCCCCCUCAACUACCCACAGAAGCAGUGUGAUCAUUCAGUCACUGGAUUUUUGUCGAGUGUUUGCAUCUGUGGGUUGUUUGGAAAAUGUUGACUCAUCUGUGCAGAAGCAGAAAGUUUCAGUGAGAGCUAUAAAUGUAUCUCAAAUCUGCCAAUUUAUGAAAUAGGAUAUGUUCAUGCGCAAUUCUUCUUGGACAAAACACUAAAGCCUACUUGUUUUUUUUAAACAGAACUUUCAAUAUUCUAAGAAGGAUGUUACAGUAAUGUAUUGGUUUUUUUUUAACUGUAUGAAGAAGGAUAUGAAUGCCGCAGUGCGUCUCUUGAGAGAGAUUUACUGUUUUUAUUUCCAAAGAACUACAAUGUACAUUGCAAAAAAUAAAAACAAAACAAAUUCUUAGAGAAUAACUUAGAAAUCAAGAAUGCCAUCAAAUGUUGUUUGCCAUGAUUGAAAUGCAAGUAUGUUGUCCUAAAUCUAAAUGUUCUAGUUUUUUUAAGGUUUUUUUUUUUUUUUUUUUUUUACUCAUUUCAGGUUGUUUUUUUUACUCAAUAUAUAAUACAUUUGAACCGGUAGUGCUACUGUGGCCAAUUUUGCAGGAAUGCAAAAUUCAUUUAUACAAUAGAAGAUUUAAUUCUAACUAAUUUGCUUAACUAAUUUAUUCAGUACCACUCUGAUUAAUCCAAUUAAUAAUAUAAUAUAAUUUCCCAGUAUGUUUUCAUUAACGAUGUGUCACUGUCUGUUCUGUUUGCAAUUAACGUUGCCUCUUUUAUUCUAGAUUUAUUGCUUAUACUGUAUUUUAAGGGUGCAAAAUUAAGACUUUUUGAAUUAGAAUGGAAUUGAAAAUGUUCUCAAAACCCGUAGGAAUUUUUAAUGUAACCUUGUUAUUUUAGAACAAAUUCUGCAUUAAUAUGAAAUUCUAUUAAGUGAUAUAAAAAAGGAAGGUCUUGAUAAACAAGGUUUUUUUUAUUUUAUUUUUUUAGGGAAAGUGCAAAUAUGAAUUUUAAAGAUUGGGCUACUAUUCCAAACUCUGUUUCGCUGGACAAACAAAGCCAUCAUGCUGCAGAUUAACUAUUUUCAAUAGCCUUUUAUAUGUAAGCAAAAUUGCUUUCGCAGACUGCACCUUUUAGGAUACACUUUUGUUUUUAUUUACAGUUUAGUUUGUUAUAAUUCAGUUUAAUUAUUUGAUUGGGGUGUAGAAUCUUGGAAAUGGAUGUCGUUACUAUUUACUUGUGACAAAAGGAAUACGAUUAUGGGUAGUUGAUGUAAUUAAUAUUUUAAAGCAGAAAACCUCUGUAUUUUAUUUAUUUCUUGUGGGAGUUAAUAAAAUGUUUUAAAUCUA
Molecule: messenger RNA, 2560 nt
Organism: Ctenopharyngodon idella (grass carp)
Lineage: Eukaryota; Metazoa; Chordata; Actinopteri; Cypriniformes; Xenocyprididae
Gene: tmem51b
Product: transmembrane protein 51b
Exons: 3
Coding region: 441-1256 (271 amino acids)
Source: RefSeq, a predicted model, not a curated record